Molecule: messenger RNA, 1972 nt
Organism: Hydra vulgaris (swiftwater hydra)
Lineage: Eukaryota; Metazoa; Cnidaria; Hydrozoa; Anthoathecata; Hydridae
Source: RefSeq, a predicted model, not a curated record
CAUAAAAUGCAUCAUGUUUAUGCAUAACAUGCAUCAUGCCUGUGCCAUAUGUAUGCAUAUUCAAAACAUUUUCAAUAUAUGCAAGUUGAGAUGUAGCAGUUGGAGUUGCAAAUGGCUUGGUGUCAGUAGUUCAAGGAAUUCGUGAUAAGAAUUUUUUAAGUAUUGUAACUGGUAGCUUAGACAUAGUUUCUACAAUAUUAUCAAUAACUGGUCCAGCAGGUGCAAUUGCAGGAUCAGUUAUUUCUCUUAUAUCUUUUGGUUUAUCUGCAUUUUUUGCAAAAGAACAAAAAUCACAGUCUCAAAUUAUAUUGGAUGGUGUUAAAAACAUUAUUAAAGAAAAUGAAUAACAAAAAUUAAAGGACAAAAUCGAAAAUUACUUCAAUGAGUUGAGCUAUUUGGAGCAAGAUAUUGUUGGUUUGAUGGAGUUUGUUCAACCAAAUAAAAAAAAUGAAAAUUCCGAUUUAGAAAAAAUUGCAAAUUUUUUGACCAGAAAUCAAGAUAAAAUUGAUAAAUAUGACAGAGAAGUUUUGAAUCAAUUAAAAAUUGAGGUUCAAAGAGAUUGUAGUUCAAAGAACUGCAAUGAAUGUCUUUCUAAAAUGCAAUACUAUUUUGUUGCAUCUAACCGAUAUGAAAUACUUGCGCUUCACCUAGUUGGACUUUAUGAACUGAUUUUACAAAGUAUAACAUUUGUCACAUCUAAAAAUGACUAUAAUUCAUUAAAAAGAAGAAUAGAAACAAAGAGUAGUGAUCGCAAAAUGUUUUUAGAUUACUUGCUCAAUCAAAAACGCAGCAGCUCUUAUAAUGUCCAGGAGUGGAAAUGUGUUGCAGAAUACUAUAAAUAUCCUGGUAAAUUUGAGUUCAUUGAUUUUUUCGUUAAAUAUUCUGCAGAAAACACAGAAUCAGGUGCAAGUCUAAUUGUUUAUGUUGGAAAAGAUGAAAAUUUUGAUGAAUACAAUUCAUAUAUAGCAGAGGAAAAGAAGGAGGUUAACCUAAAAAUUUCAGCUAAUUACAAAGACACACCAUGGUUAAGUGAACUCAGAUGGAUUUUUGUUCCACCAAAAUGUCAAGUGACAUUGUAUCCUGAUAACAAAGAAGCAAAAAAAGUUGAUAUGACAUCAAAUAGCAUAGAAAUAAAAGGUCCGACACUUGUUCAAGUUCCUAAAAUAACAUAUAAAGUAUUGUAUAUUCAAAGGAGUGAACAACUUUCUGGAGAAUACAUUCGUAUUUGUAAAAAGCCUAAAAUGGAAGGAGCUUGCUUUCAAUUGGAACCAAAAAAUUUAAAUUCGCAACAAUCUAUAACUAUGUUGUUUCCAGCUGAAUCUCUAUACAUUCCUAGUGGUUGGAAAGUGAAUAUGCGUACAUCAGGUUUUUUCAACACAGAAAAAAAUUUCAUAAACAUCAAAGGACCUCUUACAUUAGAGUACAUUUGUCGUGAAGGUUUAACACUCGUUGAACUUAGUGGAUUCUCCAAUGCAAAUCCUCCCAAAAAUGAAGUCAAAAUAUGCUCAGAAAUAAAUUUUGGUGGAUGGUGUGACUAUAUUGAUACAAAAUUCGAUAAAAAUGUUCUACAUUCUUGUGAUUGGAAAAAUAUAAGAAGUUUUGAAAUUCCGAAAUCGAAAGAAAUGAAAGUAAAAACGGAUUGUCUUUUAUCAUGUUUUCGUGGCCCGGAUAUUGCUGGCUAUACUAAAAGUUCGAGUGAUACUGAAAUAACAAAAAUUUUAUCCGUUAGUGUUGUUUCUUUUAAUGUUAAAAAAUCGCAAUUUUAAAACGGUUAAAGAAUAUAACUUUGAAGUUUUAAAAGUUUUGAAAGUUAAAAUAUUUUUAUUUUAUUUUAUAAAUUAUUUUAAAUUAUAAAUUUUUUGUAAUAUUUACUCGCAAUAUUUAUUGUAAUAUUUAAAAUGGUUUUUUAAAAUUUGAAAUGUAUAAAUUUAUUUUUUGGAACGUAAGUAUAUGCAGUAUGAGACAAAUUUCU